CUAAUGGGAUACAUGCAUGACUUAAUUUGUAAAGUGCAUAAUGUAGGUCCCCAAAAACACACAACCAAUUUCUGAUGCAACAACAAUACCAAUAUUAAAUAGAAGCCCCUUAAACAAAGCUGCCUACAUCUAUGCUUUUUCUCUCCCUAUAAAUACAGGUUUCCACAACACUUGAGCUACCAAGUAGAACUAGCAAUCAAUAGAAUUUGAUUAAUUUUGUUGCCUAAAAAUUUUGUGCUUCCAUGGCCCCAAUACCCAUCUCCUCCAUCAAGGUUGGAGACAUUGAUGAUGUUCAAGAACUGAGAAAGACUAAGCCCACCAUAAUUCCUGACAGAUUUGUAAGGGACAUGGCUGAGAGGCCAACUCUGGCCCCUGCCAUGCCAUGCUCUAGUGACAUUCCCACAAUCAACUUCUCAAAGCUUUCAAAAGGAAGCACAGAUGAACUCAAAAGUGAAAUCUCUCAGCUUGCAGCUGCCUGUGAGCACUGGGGAUUUUUCCAGGUGAUAAAUCAUGGGAUUGAUCUGAGUCUGCUUGAGAGCAUGGAGAAAGUGGCCAAGGACUUCUUCAUGCUACCUUUGGAAGAGAAAAAGAAGUAUGCAAUGGCUCCUGGGACUGUUCAGGGAUAUGGGCAGGCUUUUGUGCUAUCCGAGGACCAAAAACUGGAUUGGUGCAACAUGUUUGCUCUUGGGGUUGAACCCAACUUUAUAAGGAACCCCAUGUUAUGGCCAACAGAACCAGAAAAGUUCAGUGGAACUGUAGAGGUUUACUCAAAAGAAGUAAGGAAACUGUGCCAGAAUCUGCUGAAAUACAUAGCCAUGGGCCUUGGCUUAAAAGGUGAUGUGUUUGAAAAGAUGUUUGGGGAGACUGUGCAAGCCAUAAGGAUGAACUAUUACCCUCCAUGUUCAAGACCUGACCUUGUUUUAGGUCUAAGCCCACAUUCAGAUGGAAGUGCCCUCACAGUGCUGCAGCAGGGGAAGGACACGUCAGUAGGACUUCAAAUUCUCAAAGAUGACAGAUGGGUUCCUGUUAAGCCCAUCCCUAAUGCACUCAUAAUCAACAUUGGUGACACCACAGAAGUUCUUACAAAUGGGAAAUAUAAGAGUGUGGAGCACAGAGCAGUGACUAAUAAGGAGAAAGACCGCCUUUCAAUUGUGACAUUUUAUGCUCCUAGCUAUGAGAUAGAGCUUGGACCUAUGGAAGAACUGGUGGAUGAAAACAACCCAUGCAAGUACAGAAGAUACAUUCAUGGAGAAUACAGUAAACACUAUGUAACCAACAAGUUGCAAGGCAAGAAAACCUUGGAGUUUGCCAAGAUUUCAAACUAGUUAAAAAAGGCCCCAUUUAGUCCCCCACCCCAUUAUUAAACUCUGUACACACUGUAUCAUUGUAAUCUGUUCCCAGUUCACCAAAUCUUGUAAAUUUCAGGCCCAAAAAGAAAAAGCUAGUUGGCGCUUAUGUAUGUCAAACAAGUACAAAUUAUUGAGCUGCACUGUUCAUGUGCAACACAAUUUGUACAAGCCUACCAAUCAAUUGAAGCCUCGUGGGGUCUUUGUGUUUACAA
Messenger RNA from Prunus dulcis (almond), 1561 nucleotides. RefSeq names its product protein SRG1. The record is from RefSeq and is a predicted model, not a curated record. The transcript has 4 exons. NCBI's taxonomy places the organism in Eukaryota, Viridiplantae, Streptophyta, Magnoliopsida, Rosales, Rosaceae. The coding region runs from base 243 to 1325 and encodes 360 amino acids.